Molecule: messenger RNA, 1437 nt
Organism: Helianthus annuus (common sunflower)
Lineage: Eukaryota; Viridiplantae; Streptophyta; Magnoliopsida; Asterales; Asteraceae
Exons: 3
Coding region: 1-1437 (478 amino acids)
Molecular function (GO): nucleic acid binding; zinc ion binding
Source: RefSeq, a predicted model, not a curated record
AUGGCCGAUAGGGUGAAUGCGAACGAGGACGACGAAGCACGCCGAAAUGAAAUAAAAGCUAUGGUUGUGGAAGAAGUAAUGAAAGCAGUUGAGGCUACUAUUCCCCGACUAGCUCAAGAAGUCGAAGGGCAAGUAUUGGAAAUAAUUAAUACCUCGGUAACUACCAAGGUGGAAGAAUUGAAAGAAAUGAUUAGCAAAUUGCAAGUGAAGAAAAGCUUUCGGCGAUGCACAUACAAGGAGUUCAUGGCAUGCAACCCUUUACCAUACAAAGGGGAAGUUGAUCCGAUAGCUUGUCAAAGGUGGAUUUCCAGUACCGAGGCAGUAUUUACACGAAGUAGAUGUGAAGCGGAGGAUCAAGUAAUGUUUGCCACGGGCCUUCUACAACUUCGAGCAAAAGAUUGGUGGGACGCAUACUCGAAAGAAUUGGGGGAUGAUAAGGUGCAAUCGUUAACAUGGCAAGAAUUCAAGGAGUCAUUUCUGAAAUACUAUAGUCCACAAUCCGCAAUUGAUAAGAUUCAGGAAGACUUCUUACGUCUCAGACAAAAGGACGAAACGAUUGAUGAGAUAACAAACAAAUUCCUUGAAAGGGUGAAGUUCUGUGAGGAGAUAGCGGGGACUGAAAGGCAAAGGAUUGUACGUUACCAUGCAAUGUUAAAGGCUGAAUAUCGGGAAUUUAUAAACCCCUCUAAGUGUGCGACGUUAAAUGAACUAAUUGAAUGGGCAAGAGACAGAGAAAUUGAGAUAAAAAGGCAGGUUGAACGAGGAGAGAAAAGGGCAGCGGAGAAGCCUACCAACGCAAACCCAUCGAAAAAGGCAAGGUAUCAAGACCAAAGCAAGAAAGGGAAAGCAAGUGGUGAAAUUCCGACUUGCAAGACGUGUGGGAAGCAUCAUUCGGGUGAAUGUUUGUCGGGAAAGAAGGGGUGCUACAAAUGUGGGCGAGAAGGACAUCCGUUUUAUAGGUGCCCCGAAAACUCAAAGGCGUGUUACAAUUGCAAUGAACCGGGGCACGUUAAAGCGGAAUGUCCGAAACUCCAACAAGGGGCAAAGAGAGACGGAAAGAAGGACGAGCCCCCCAAGGCUCGCGGAAGGAUGUUUCAGCUAACCUCGGAUGAAGCUAAAGCUAGCCCGGAUGUGGUUUCAGGCACAAAGAAGGAGGAAGGCGCAAGUCACUCAAAGGCACAAUCAUCACAAGAUCACGAGUCUACAAAUGUUCGAACAAAGAACAGUAAUAAUAGAAGAUUAACAGGCUCAAUCAUGAGAGCUAUGCAUUUGAGUGAGAGAGAUAUGAUCGCAAAUAUAAAGGAGAGAGAUAAAUUGAAAUUUGAAUGUGGAGCCAAAUUCAUAUAUGUUAGUUAUAGGGAGCCAGAUUCAUAUGUUAAAUUUGGAUCCAGUGUUUUAAAUUUUGAAUAUGGACAGAGGUUUGAAGCGUUUUUAUAA